Biomphalaria glabrata is the source of this 1186-nucleotide messenger RNA. Its product is annotated as DNA-directed RNA polymerase III subunit RPC8-like. NCBI's taxonomy places the organism in Eukaryota, Metazoa, Mollusca, Gastropoda, Planorbidae. Gene Ontology annotation, biological process: transcription initiation at RNA polymerase III promoter; DNA-templated transcription. Gene Ontology annotation, cellular component: RNA polymerase III complex. The coding region runs from base 316 to 966 and encodes 216 amino acids. The transcript has 9 exons. The record is from RefSeq and is a predicted model, not a curated record.
AAAACUCAAAUCUACGUUGCUGUCAACUAAUUUACAGAUCUAAGUCUAGAGUCGAGAGCCACACGAUAGUACAUUGUCACAUUUACAGUUGUGUUGUUUAGGCCUAGGGCGCCUAGGCUAGUAGUAGUAGAUUCACUAAACUAAGAUUCAAAACCUUUAUCUUUCACUGCUGACAAGAUGAUACCUAGAAAGAUCUAGACUUGAUCUAGUAUGAUCUACACAUCUACACUGUUUCACUAUUUGUGUUUUGCUCACAUCACUUUGGAAAAGACAUACAAAUAAUCUAAGACUUAAAAUUAAAAUACUCUGUGAACAAUGUUUGUUUUAGUGCAGAUGAAAGAUACUGUCCGAAUAGCACCUCAUUUAUUUCAUCUUGAUACUAUGGAUGCUAUUCGGGAAGCUCUAAACAAAAAAUUUGCCAAUAAGGUUGUGUACAAGGUGGGGCUAUGCAUAGCUCUUUGGGAUGUAGAGAAAGUUGAAGAUAGUUUUAUAUUUCCAGGAGAUGGAGCUACUCAUACUAUAGUACAUUUUAGGUUUGUUGUAUUUCGUCCAUUUGUUGAUGAGAUUCUUAUUGGCAGAAUCAAAAGUUGCAGUAAAGAUGGUGUGCAUAUCACAAUGGGUUUUUUUGAUGACAUCAUCAUCCCUUCAGAUUCACUACAACAUCCGUCCAAAUUUAAUGAACAAGAACAGUUGUGGAGCUGGGAGUAUGAAGCACCUGAAGAGGGUAAAGUGGAUCUCCCUAUGGAGAUUGGUGGAGAUAUACGAUUUCGAGUUGUUGAUGAGACAUUUGUUGAUACCACACCUUCCAGUCCUGAAGACAUAAAACCCAUGGCACCCCCUGCAACUGCUGUGUCAGGAACUUCACUGCCUAUAACAGAUCCUGCUACUAAGAAAGCACCUUAUACCCUUUCAGGCUCAAUCAGUGAGAUGGGACUAGGAAUGGUGUCUUGGUGGAAUGCUGGGUAAUAAUGAAGUCUGGUUUAUCUCCCUGUCUAGUGUAAAUAAACAGUAACAAAAUGGUGUACAUGUGAACAAUGUUUGAAUUGUAUUUUGCUUGUGCUAUUGUAAAGAGAAGUUUGAUGAGAUUGAAAUUGAAUGUAGAAUAUUUGCUGAAAAUUGAAUAUUUCAUGACUAUUUUGUGAUGAAUAAAAUUUAUGUCAUUAAAAUGGUGAAUUUACUUUAACAA